Penicillium diatomitis is the source of this 1227-nucleotide messenger RNA. Its product is annotated as intradiol ring-cleavage dioxygenase. The record is from RefSeq and is a predicted model, not a curated record. Lineage: Eukaryota; Fungi; Ascomycota; Eurotiomycetes; Eurotiales; Aspergillaceae. Gene Ontology annotation, molecular function: oxidoreductase activity, acting on single donors with incorporation of molecular oxygen, incorporation of two atoms of oxygen; ferric iron binding. Bases 1 to 1227 code for a protein of 408 amino acids. The transcript has 5 exons.
AUGGUUCGCAUCGUUUCCGCUAUCACUGCCAGCCUCGUUGCUGUUGCGUCCCUUGUCGCCGCUCAUCCUGGUCAUGACCACAAGGCCGAAGCGGCUGAGCGACGCCAAUUCAUGGCAAGCGCGCGAAUUCAAACCCGUAGCUUGUCUCAAUGUGCCUCUCAGUUGAAGGCUCGUGGUCACGAGGCGAAGAAUGUUGCUCGUCGCCAUCAUGCGGUCCGGAGCAUCCGUCACCGUCGAGGUUUGAUCGGAGGCAAUCGAUACUUCAGGGCUCGUGAUCUGGACAGUGCUCUGGGCACUUCUCACGCAUCCAACUUGACUGGAAUUACUCCUUCAACCGAUGCCUCCAUCCUGUUCGGUUCGGAGGCCACCUGCAUUCUGGCGCCAGAUGUCACUCAGGGUCCUUAUUACGUGAGUGGCGAACUCAUCCGACAGAACAUUGUCGAGAACGAGGGAGGUGUCCCGCUGUACAUGGAUAUCCAGCUCAUCGACACCAAUACCUGCGAGCCUCUUCCCGAUGUGUACAUGGAUAUUUGGCACUGUAACGCUACUGGCGUUUAUUCUGGUAUCCAAGCCAAUGGUAACGGCGACUCCUCGGAUGGGACCAAUCUGAACGCGACCUUUCUACGUGGAAUCCAGCCGAGCAACAGGGACGGCAUCGUGCAAUUCGAGUCCAUCUUCCCUGGUCACUAUACUGGCCGUGCCACUCACAUACACGUCCUGACCCAUCCCGUCAAUGAGACCACUGCCCUCCAAAACAACACUAUUUCCGGCCUUUACUCCUCCAAGACUUCCCACGUUGGUCAACUCUUCUUCGACCAAGACCUCAUCACCCAAGUUGAAAAGGUCUCUCCGUACUCCACCAACACGCAAGACCUGACCACCAAUGCCGAGGACAGCAUUCUGUCUGAGGAGGCGGACUCAAUCGACCCCUUCAUGGAGUAUGUACUCCUCGGCAAUGACAUUUCCGAUGGUCUCUUUGCUUGGAUCACCGUUGGCGUGGACAGUACUGAGGAUAGCACCGUGACUCCCGCUGCGUAUUAUACCGAGCAGGGCGGCGUUGAAAAUGAGAACAGCGGCAUGGGUGGUGGUGGUGGUAGCGGUGGCCCUGGCGGCAGUGGUGCUCCUCGCAGCGGCGGAUUCUCGUCGAUGGCUGCUACUCCUUCUUCGUCAAUGGGCCUGGCGGCUACAUCGAGUGCUGUUGCUGCAUGCGGUGAAACUACUGCUUAA